Molecule: messenger RNA, 1432 nt
Organism: Prunus persica (peach)
Lineage: Eukaryota; Viridiplantae; Streptophyta; Magnoliopsida; Rosales; Rosaceae
Product: homeobox-leucine zipper protein ATHB-6
Exons: 4
Coding region: 411-1292 (293 amino acids)
Biological process (GO): positive regulation of DNA-templated transcription
Cellular component (GO): nucleus
Molecular function (GO): sequence-specific DNA binding; DNA-binding transcription factor activity, RNA polymerase II-specific
Source: RefSeq, a predicted model, not a curated record
CAGAGAAAAAUGUAACAAAGUGAAUCCAGCUUUUUAAAGUCCCAUACCGUGACUCAGUAUCCUUCAUUCAAAAAAGUGAAAAAGGAAAAAAGAAUUGUGAGUCAAAUCAGACCAUUCACAUCAAUUCAAUGUAUAUAUUGCAGCAGAGUGUAGUAAAGCAAUGCAAUCUAGCUGUGGUUGAGAGUUGCUUCCAUCCAGUUGCAGGGUCUGGUUUUCUGCUACAAACCAUAGUCUUUACAAUUUAAAGGCAAGUGAACCUCUAGCUGUUUUGAAGCAUAGUCUCACAGCAUUUCCCACUUUGGUAAUUCAACCAAAAGGCUUUCCUUUGAACCCUCUUUGAGAGCUUGCACAAAUCUCAGAAAGAUUUUAAGCAAAUACAUUGAAGGUUCUUGGUGGUGUUCUUUUGAAUUAUGAAGAGGUUCAGCAGCAGCUCAGAUUCAUUGGGUGUGUUGGUGUCCAAUUUCCCACCAAAAGAGGAGGAGAAGCAUGGAAAGGACAACUAUGGUUAUAGCAAGGAGUUUCAGGCAAUGUUAGAUUCUUUAGACCAAGAAGACUGUGGGGAAGAAAUGACAGGGAAGAAAAGGCGCUUAAGCUCAGAGCAGGUCAAGGCCUUGGAGAGAAACUUUGAGGUUGAGAACAAGUUAGAGCCAGAGAGGAAGGCCAAAUUAGCUGAGGAGUUAGGCCUGCAACCAAGACAAGUAGCUAUUUGGUUCCAAAACCGCCGCGCCCGGUGGAAGACUAAGCAAUUGGAGAGAGACUACGGCAUUCUCAAAGCUAAUUAUGAUGGCUUAAAGCUCAACUUUGAUAGUCUUGAGAGGCAGAAUAAAGCUCUGGCUGAAAAGCUAAGGCACUUAAAAGCAAAGCUGUGCAGAGAUACUGCAGAAAGCAAUGGUUCAGCUAAAGAAGAAUCACCAAUUUCAAUGUGCAAGAGCAGUAUCAUGGAGCAAAGCAGACACCAAGAUUUCAGUGACAAUGGAGACAAUGCAGAGGUGAAUUUGUUUAAGAACUUGAAAUCCAAAGAUGGAUCAUCAGAUAGUGACUCAAAUGGAGUUAUGAAGGAAGAAAGCAAUGGAAAUUCUUCUCUUGGCUAUAACAAUGGCCAUUCAUCAUUGUCUUCAAAUUCAAUGGUAAACUGGUUUCAAUUAUCAGACUCUAGAUCAGUAGCUGGUAAAGGGUUCCAGACUCAGCUUGUGAGGAUGGAAGAGCAAAGUUUGUUUAGCACAGAAGAAUCCUGUAAUUUCUUCUCAGUUGAUCAAGCUCCCACUCUCCAUUGGUACUCUGCUGAGCAGUAAAAAACUAGUUGGACUUUUCUAAGUUUUUUGAACGAUCUAAUAAAAAUGGAUCUUAUUGAAUUUUGUAAUCUAGAAGCAAGAAUGUCAAAAAUUUAAGCUUUAUUGGCCACAUCAUAAAUAUCAUGGUAUUUUCUGGUUUA